AUGGAUGAUGCACAAGUGUUUGACAGUCCUAAAAAUUUCAAAAUAUUUGAUAGUGGUAGUGUUUUCCAUUAUCUGUGCUUCUUUUUUCAUUAUAUUGUAUUGUUAUUGUGUUUAGGAAGUUCUCAAGGGUUAUACUCAGGUAAUCAAGUGGUGGUAGAAGGUGACACAUUUAAUAUCACUUGUCAAACGGAUGUGUUUGCCUUCAUCAAAUGGCAGAAGGAUUCUCGUUCAAUUGUUGGUGAUUUGCUCAAGCAAUAUAACGUAACUGAGCACAGAGGUAGUGAUACAGUCACCUCUAGUAUAUCUACUUCUAAUGCUCAGAUAUCCCAAUCUGGGAGCUACCGGUGCGGUGCAUUUGUGGAAAAUAGUUACCACCUCUAUGUUUUGAGUGCGAACUCCAUCUCAGUUAACUAUGAUGUUAAUUCGACAAGAUACAAGUCUAUAACUUUCAAGUUACCACUGGAAAUACAAUGUAACACCACGGAAAGCAGUACAAGGAUGGAAUGGUACAAAGAUGGUGUAAACAUUACAGUUCCAAAAGAUAAAAGAUUGAAGAUAGAGGACAACAAACUUGUGAUAGAAGAUCCCAAGGAUGAAGAUGCAGGGAACUAUACUUGUAGAGCAGUGCUCACCAAAGGAAAUGGCACUAUUGGAGAAAGACUUAUUGAAGUAAUUGUGAAGCCUCAUGUAGGGAUGCAGAAGGAUGUGACUGUGGUAGAGGGGGAGAAGCUGAAGCUGGAGUGUAUGGUGUUUGGCAGACCACUUCCAGAAAUUUCAUGGACAUUUGGUAAUGAAACUUUCUACAGAAGUCGCGAUCGUGUAAUGCUUCAAGAACAUAAUGGUGUUGCCAACGCACUAUUUGUAAUCAAGGAAGCAGCGAUGGAGGAUCGUGGAUUAUAUAGUUGCAUUGCAACAAAUGCUAAUAAUUCCACAGAUAGUGCUGAAGUAAAUGUUAGAGUGAAGGAUAAGCUAGCAGCCCUUUGGCCAUUCCUUGGCAUAUGUGCUGAAGUGUUUGUUCUCUGUGCCAUUAUCUUGAUCUACGAGAAGAAACGCAACAAGACAGAGCUGGAAGAAAGUGAUACAGAUAACAGUCCUGAAACAAAGAACACACCUGACCACGGCAAAGAUUCUGUUAGACAGAGGAAAUGAAUGCAAGUGUCUGCCAUAAAGGAAAAAAAUAAAAUAAACUGUUGGCUUCUUUGUUAAUUUUUUAACUUGAAAAAAAGAAUAAUGUUUUGAUGAUCACCAAGUUUUUAGUAAAAAAUAGGGUAGCUAUAAAAAUGCAUGUUUUGACACUUUAGAUCAUCUCCCUCCCCUGAGUUUGCAGAGGAAUAUGAGACAAGGAAAUGCACAUAUAGGAUGGCCCUUUAUUUCAUGUGAAUGAAGAACUGCAUAUUUGUACUUCCAAAC
Zootermopsis nevadensis is the source of this 1410-nucleotide messenger RNA. The record is from RefSeq and is a predicted model, not a curated record. NCBI's taxonomy places the organism in Eukaryota, Metazoa, Arthropoda, Insecta, Blattodea, Termopsidae.